Messenger RNA from Lutzomyia longipalpis, 1822 nucleotides. It is a transcript of the gene Lapsyn, whose product is annotated as toll-like receptor 4. The record is from RefSeq and is a predicted model, not a curated record. The transcript is spliced from 6 exons. The coding region runs from base 679 to 1740 and encodes 353 amino acids. Gene Ontology annotation, molecular function: protein binding. NCBI's taxonomy places the organism in Eukaryota, Metazoa, Arthropoda, Insecta, Diptera, Psychodidae.
CAACUGUCCUCUUGUGAGUCGAUUUGUCGAUCAGUACGACCGCAGCUUCAGAAGCAUCGAGAUCCCCGUGCGCAUGAGAGAUUUUCCCCCCGAAGAACGAUAAACUCUGACCUGGCUACGGGUCAAAAGUGCACCGGGAGGAGCAAAGUGAUUUAGAAAAAAAAAGUUUAAUGUGUGAGAAAUGUGAGGCAUUUUGAAAUUGAAUCACUUUAAUAGAAAAGACAGCGCCUACACCUUAUCAUCAGGUAUAUAACAAAAAAAACUUAAUCUUAUCGCUUUGGAGAAUUUUCUUGACGGAAUCACUCCUCGACUAAAAGGCGCAGUUGUGCCAAGACUUUACGUGACCAUAAAAAUCUAUUUUAUGGUUUUUUUGUGUGCUUCAAAAGCUUUUCUUUUCACCCCGCGCGACAUAGUGAAAGUUCACGUGGAAAAUGUGGAAGGGAGAAAAAGGAUUUUUUGGAUUACAGUGAAAAGUGUUGUGUUGAUUUUCUAAAUAAUAAAAAGCUCCACUCAAAAAAAAAAACGUGAAGAUUGCACAAAGAAGUCAAGAUAAAUCGCUUGACUGUAGAUUCUACAGCCAGUUGACGGUUUAAAUCUCACUUAAUUGGCGUUUCCUGAUCACAUCUCAUUGUGGGUUGAACACAACAGCCCUCCCCGAAAAAAAGCGUGAUUUUGCCAAUGAAGGAUAUUUUGGGAGCCCGCAGGGGAUUCCUCCUCGGGUGGAUUCUUACACUGCUCUUCGCAGUACCCGCGGUGAGGGCUCUCACGCCUCGAACAACGGAUCUCGAUGUACCCAAGAGGUGCAACUUGGAGCGGGUCUUCAAACGUAUUGGCUACAAUUGCGCCAAAUUGGACCUCAAGGAGAUCCCGCAGAACCUCAAGAGUUCAAUGGAGAUUCUCGAUGCUUCCUAUAAUCGGAUCAGAGACCUCAACCCGGGGACAUUUGAGCGCUACACGGAUCUUCAGUAUUUGUAUUUAGCUGAAAAUAUGAUUCAGACCAUUGAACCGGGAACAUUUGCCAUUCUCACCAAUUUAGAGGCUAUCGAUCUUUCCUACAAUGCCCUCACAACCAUCCCCGUUGAGCUCUUCAACCUGCCACUGCUGAGAAAUCUCUACAUCUACAGCAACAACUUGUAUGAUCUCCGAACUGAUCUUGAGUCCAUCGAAAAACCUAUCAGGGCUCCUCUGCAGCUUCUCAACAUUGCCGACUGUAGGCUUGGAUCAGUUCCUGACUUUGGAAUCCUCCCAGAUCUUUGGCAUCUAAACCUAUCCUCUAAUCCUCUUCAGCAUAUCCAGCCACAGCAAUUCUCACCGCUGUGUAACUUAAAGACCGUAGAUUUAAACAACACCAAAAUGCCUCCGUGCGCGUGUCAGCAAAUGACCUUCUACAUGCGCCGAAGAUCCAUCGCCAUCAAGAAUGGCAUGACUAACUGUGAUAGUUCAGCAGAAGAAUUAAUCUACUGCCCGGACGUUGUGAAUUCCACGCGAGAUGCGUCGGAUUUUGACGAAUGCAACGUCGUGCGGGAAACCAAAGUUCUCAAUGAGAAGGCCACAUCCUCCUGGAUGAUUGUUGCUCUCUCAAUCCUUGCCUGUUUGGUGGCAUUCGUGGUGCUGCUCUACGUGUGUCAUCGACGGAAUGCGAAGAGCACCAAAGAUGUGCAGAAAAUCACUCUCAGUGACGUCAAACCGAGCGAAGAGAAUGGCAAUCGGGACACCCUCCUGUCCUACGACAAGACCUGAAACAUCACGCUUUGCCCCCCAGACUGAUGCGGAUGUGUAAAUAAUUUAGUAAUAAAUAAACUAACCAGGAAGCACUGAAUAA